GGCCUCCGCAGAUCAGCGCAAGCCCUUGACCCCUCCGCCUGCUUUCCAUCACUGCAGCGCAGCGUUGCGUUGCGACCGGACUGCGCGUCUCUAUCUCCCCAUCCUGUCCGUCCGAUCACAUGGAUGUCCUUUCACGUGCGAUCGUGCGGUCCUCGCCAUCCGCCCUCCCAUCACCCGUCAUCGCCCCCAGGGGUAGUAGCCUCAUAGGCUCGGUCUUAGCCGCUCCGUCGCGUUCGCCCUCGCGCCUGCGGCUGCGCGAUUCUCGACUGUUUUUUUCGGGAUCUCUGCUCCCGUUAUUGUCACCCUAUUCGCGGCCGUUCACCAGCGAUUGCGCUAUAAGCAGAAGCUGCAGGGGAAGUGGCGGGAUAAGUUGCGCGGUGCGCUGUGUGCGGAACAGCGCGGGCGGAAGCGGCCAAGGGGAGAACCGGCGCGCGGGUGAUAAGCUCCCGCUAGCGCGGAGAGGUGCGGGGCACGCGGAGGCGGCCGCGGCGGCGGGCGCAAGGCGGGGUGUGCUUGCGCGGUCGUAUCGUUGGAGCGAUGAUGACGUGGCGGCGUUUGGCGGGGGCGUGGAAGGAAAAUUCGAGGAAGCUGUGGCGUUGUUCAACGAAGGGCAAUUCUACAAGUGCCAUGACGUGUUGGAGGAGAUGUGGCACCAGUCCGCGGAGCCCCAGAGGAGCAUGCUGCACGGGCUGCUGCAGUGCGCCGUGGGCAUGGUGCACCUGCUCAACCAGAACCACAGCGGCGCCAUGAUGGAGUUCGGCGAGGGGGUCAACAAGCUGCGGCGCGCCAUCGCAGCCACAGGGGGCGGCGGGCCGUCGGGCAGCUUUGGCGCGUUUGAGAGGGAGGCGGGCGCCGUGCUGGAGUUCAUCUACAGCACGCAGCUGGAGCAUGCCGCAUGUUCCGAGCGCGAGUGUGUGACGAUGGAUGGGUCGCCCGAGAGCUACUCCCUGCUGGGGGACUACGGCGCGGGCCAGCCGCUGUACCGCCUGCACGUGGACCGGGCCACAGGGCAGCAGUGCAUCGAGUUCUGUGCGCUGCUCCCCUUCCACCAGGCCGUCGUGGGGGACGGCGCGGGGAGUGGGAGCGAGAGUGGGAGUGAGAGUGAGAGUGAGGGUGGGGCAAGGGUGACGCGGGUGUCGGUGCCGCUGCCGCGGCUGACAGCCACGGAGGAGGAGCUGGUGAACCUGGCAUGGUGAUCUGAAGGAAUGGCCACUGGAGAGGUCAGGUCAGGUCAGGCGAGGCCUGCUGUUGGGUGAUGGAAGGAGGGGUGCGCUCUCCCGGUGUGCCAUGGGGGAUGGCAAUGUGGGCUGGACACAUGUCUGUAUCCGGCCUGCAUGGUCCCACUGUCUUGCCUGCUGGGCAGCGGACUGUGCCCACGCGCUGUGGCAGUCUGCUGCAGGAGAUGCACGAUUUAUUUUUCUCAGGUAGCAAAUUUUGUAGGAGCAGAUAGUAAUAAUGCCAGAACUGCUUG
Messenger RNA from Closterium sp. NIES-67, 1471 nucleotides. The record is from the annotation of a GenBank genome assembly. Lineage: Eukaryota; Viridiplantae; Streptophyta; Zygnematophyceae; Desmidiales; Closteriaceae.